Molecule: messenger RNA, 9528 nt
Organism: Bombyx mori (domestic silkworm)
Lineage: Eukaryota; Metazoa; Arthropoda; Insecta; Lepidoptera; Bombycidae
Gene: nolo
Product: protein madd-4
Exons: 31
Coding region: 338-4210 (1290 amino acids)
Biological process (GO): extracellular matrix organization
Source: RefSeq, a predicted model, not a curated record
AUUCGGGACUUGGCUCUCGUGGGGUCAGGCUGCGUACUGGCUUGUCGUCAGCGCGGAUACAAGAUCGGAAAUAAUUCGUUUGCAAACGAUAUAAUAAUAAAAGCGUAUGCGUUUUCGUGUGUGGAGUGCGUGUUUUUAGAUUUUGUGGUGUGUCGGGUGUUAUUUUUUGGGUUAGCAGAAAGUGUGUGUGAAUUUUUAGUGAAUUAUUUUUGAGCUGUGGAAAUCAAAGAACUGAAUAUCUGAACUAUAUCAAAGGAAUUAAGACUUUUGGAGUUCGGCGGGACUAGAGGUACAUAUGUCGUGAAGCAGUGAUGACACGUCUCCGUUCUUGACAAAAAUGGCGAUCCGGACAUCUCUCGUUCUGCUUUGCUUCACGCUGAUACUCGUCUGCAGUUCUCAUAGACACGGCCAUGAUAUUUCCACUGAGGACCCUGACAUAAUAGACAUGUCAGACAAUUCUACGCAUUACGGCAAGGAUCGAGGAGGCUGGUCACAGUGGAGCGACUGGUCCAUGUGCUCGAGGACCUGCGAUGGUGGAGUCUCUAGACAACUGAGGACCUGCUCCUCACCGGCCGGCUGUCGUGGGGAACCUGUGCGUUACAAGAUCUGCAAUAUGCAGCCGUGUCGAGCGAACUCAUCGCUACUGGAAGACGAUGUGUGGCGUGAGCAACAGUGCAGCGCUCACGACAGCACCCCGUACGGUGGAGAGCUCUUCCACUGGAGGGCUCAUCGGGACGACGCCGAACCCUGCGCUCUGACCUGUAGAGGAGUUCCGCAGCAUUCUGGCGUGAGGCCAGAGCCGACUGUGUCACUAGACGAAGACGAUCAUAUCGUGGUGGCUGUGCUCGCCGCAAGAGUGUCAGACGGUACCAGAUGCAGGGCAGGAAGUCUGGACAUGUGCAUUGAUGGACGGUGUCAGCGUGUGGGCUGCGAUCUUCGGGUUGGUUCAACGAGGAGGGUCGAUGAAUGCGGUGUCUGCGGAGGAGAUGGGUCAUCCUGCUCUCGACCGAGGUACCACUGGCUGGCUACGCCUGGAUCUCUAUGCUCUGCAACAUGCGGAGGCGGUUACAAGAUGUCUUUGGCGGUGUGUCGCGACCGGCUCACGGGAUCAGACGCUCCCGAAGAACUCUGUGACGCCUCAAGCAAACCUCAAACUUCGGUCAUGAGAUGUAACACGCACCCGUGCCCUUUCAAGUGGUAUGUAGGAGAAUGGUCAUCAUGCAGCGUGACUUGUGGCGGUGGCGUCCGCACUCGACGCGUGCUAUGCGCUAGAUCGGCUAACGUCACGACCGCUGACACUUACGACCCAGGCACGAGCACAGAGCCCGGAUGCCUGACACCGUCUCCGAGGUCCUCACAGGCUUGCAACCAGCACGACUGUCCAACUUGGGUAGCCGGACCGUGGUCCGGGUGUUCGGUAUCUUGCGGUGAAGGCGUCCAAGUGAGAGGAGUGGAGUGUACUCCAGCUGGAGGUGGCUGCGACCCUUCAACUAGACCGGAAAUCACCAGGCCUUGUUCCACUGGCAUCAGCUGUCCCGCUUACAGGGAAUCUGAUGACCCUGAAGAUGAUAUAGACGACCUGCUACCAGGAGUUCUAUACCACACGCAGCCUCUCAUCCAACAAUACCCACCUCCGCAAGCGAAGGCCGAGAGACUUAUCGGCGAACCGGAUGUUCCACUUGAAGCUACCUACAUCAAAGACGAUGAGUGGGGUCCCUGUAGCGUCACAUGCGGAGAGGGAUGGAGAAAAAAGGAGGUCCAUUGCAAGAUAUUCUUAGAGUUUAGUCGAACGAUUGCAAAAUUGCCCGAUAGUAAAUGUAUGGGACCCAAACCGACCGAAGAAACUGAAAGAUGCGUGAUGGAGCCAUGCUCUAUGGCCUACGGAACUUCGUUUGGGGACUCUAGUGCCCCUUCUUACAGCGGCGCUGAUAGGUCUUUAACUUAUGGUACCUCAAGUAACAUCAGGGUGGCCCCUGGAUCUCCUGGCAAAUCAUACUCCUGGAAGGAAAAAGGCUAUACCAGUUGCAGUGCGUCUUGUCUCAGUGGAGUCCAAGAACUUAUAAUUCAAUGCGUGCGAGAUGAAGAUGGUAAGAACGCAUCACCAUACAUGUGCGACCCUCACACCAAACCCGAGAACAGAGUUAGGACCUGCAAUGAUCACCCGUGUCCCCCACGUUGGAACUAUACAGAAUUCUCACAAUGUACAAAAUCAUGCGGCAUCGGUAUCCAGACUAGAGAAGUAACUUGCAUACAUGAGGUAACACGUGGUGGUACCAACACAGUCGUGGUACCUAACAGCAUGUGUCCGCAACCACCACCACCGGACCGGCAGUACUGCAAUGUGCUAGACUGUCCAGUCAGAUGGCAUACAGGGGAGUGGACCAAAUGCUCCAAAACCUGUGGCGGGGGCGUUAAGCAGAGAGAGGUUGAAUGCAAGCAAAUAAUGGCGCAGUCCCACGUAGUAGAACGUCCGGCAUCGCUGUGCAGCUCACCUCGUCCGCCAUCCACGAAGUCUUGCAACAGUCGACCCUGUUUACUGGAUACGUCAUCGCCGGAGAUAUCUCUCGCUAACUCGUCUUAUAUUCAGCACGACCCUAAGAAGAAGAAGGUGACAGUAAAAGUGGGAGGUUCGGCGACUAUUUUUUUCGGGACCCAAGUGAAAAUAAAAUGUCCUGUCAAAGGAUACAACAGGACAAGGAUACAGUGGGCGAAGGACAAUCAGAUUAUAACGAAAUCCAAGAAAUACAAGAUAUCUAGGAAAGGCGCUCUACGAAUCACGACCCUGUCGUUCAGAGACCACGGUGUAUACACCUGCGUCGCUGGAAGAUCUAACGCGAAUUUGACGUUACUUGUGAAGCCAAGACCUGGAGAGUUCCCUUCUAGCGAAGAAAUCGAGCGGCAUAAGGCUUUAGAUGAACCGUCAUCACCUUUAUCCGACAGCAGAGCGGAUGGCAGAUACAGAGCCAUGACCGGUGGAGCUUCAGAUGAUCAGUCUCACGAACAACGACCUGGAGACCAAAGAAAAAAUUACAAGAACCGCCAGAAAACAGGUAAAACAGAUAAAGUAAGAGAAACAUUAUACAGUCAAACGGCUACUACAAAAGCAACGCCCAGCUUCAAUCCCCAAGCCAGAGAUAUUUACGACGAAAAUGAGGAAAGUGCUGUGUCUUCACGGAUGCUACCGCCCAAACGUAGCAGUGCCGGCAGGCUUCUGCCAUGCCUCCAUUACAUAGUCAUGCAGCUUCAGAUGUUUUGGAAUUUUCAGACCGUAGGCAACUCGCGAGGGCAACGGACCGUCGAUCCGAUACUGAUGUACCAGAACUACGGUUCGCAAACGAAUCGAAUUUUAAAUUACGAGGACAAACAGAUCGUAUUCCCCGAAGAUGACGAUUCUGAUAUCAUAAUCGUGAACGAAGAUUACGCUAAGCAGACGUAUAAAGAAAACGAUUUGAAUUUAAAAGAAAAUCUUCUUGAAGUUGAACCUACUACUGAAACGAGAAUUACCACAGCUUCGGACAUAAUGGAAUACGCUUGGAAGACAACGGACUGGUCUCCUUGCAAUGCUGUAUGUGGGCAAAUCGGUCACCAAGUUAGAGGAGCCAUGUGCCAGCAUAAAACAGUGAAUCAAACGACAACGGUCGAAACAGAAGAAUGCCUAUCCAGAGGUUUGAUCCCUCCGAAGGUGGUGCUCGAGUGUGGCGGAGACAAUUGUGCCAAUUGGAAAACUUCGCGGUGGUCAUCACGUAGAUGCCUCAGGAGUGGAACUGCUAUAAUUCGGCGUCGAGUUGAUUGCACUGCUGACAAUGGAAGCGUCUUGCCGCAAUCCUCAUGUGACUUCACAACGAAACCCGAGAAGAUUAGAAAGGACGGAAAGCCAUGCACGGCGACUUGGGACGUGGGUCCUUGGACUAAGUGUAAGGGUGAAUGCGGUAGUCGUGGCAGACAACACCGCACCCUGCGCUGUGUGUGGCGUACGGGGGGCGGGAUGGGCGCGCGGGGGGCACCAGGAGAUAGAGGGGCGCGGGGCGCUGGCGUCGCUUGCCGUGACCUACGCCGACCGGCAGUGUUGAGAGACUGUCCUCUACAGCACUGUGUAAGCAAUGAUGGCGUGUGCAGGGACACGUCGCGAUUCUGCGAGAACGUCAGGGCAAUGAACAUGUGCGCCUUGAAGAGAUAUAAGGAGCAAUGCUGCAAGACUUGUUCCGACUGAAUCCUUCCCCGACGGUUCCGUGAAUUAAAAAAAAAAUAGUGACAUUAGAAGUGACGUUUGUGUAACGAAUGAAAAUGGCGGUAGUUUUAUUUAGUUGGUUAAUUUUUGAUUGGUGAUGUUUUGUGGCAUUUUGAAAAGCAAUGGAGAGAUUUUGCAGUAAAUAAUCGAAACAGUUUGGCGGUCUCGUUGUAAUUAAUUUAGUAUUUUUCGUGUGCCAUAUCGCGCCGCAAAGCAUUGCAAUUUAGAUCUGAUUUUUUUGUUUUUGUGAUAAAUGCGUCGUAAUUUUUUCUGGGAUUUUUAAUAAUCAUAUUGAUUAUUUUUAUUUGUUUUGGUAGUCGCAAUUAUUUAAUUAUUAUUAAAUAAAUUUUAUAUAUAACUGAAUAUUAAUAUGAUAAAAGCUAACCAGUUAAAUCGGCGUAAACACGUGCGACCUCUUCAGAAGUCGAGGUUCAAAUGUCCGAUUUUCAUUCCAAUCCUACUAAUGUUGCAUAGCGGUAACCUACCGACCCUAAUGAUAGCACCUAAUAAUUUUGUAAGUAAAUAAUACAUUUUUCUUACCAUCAAACUAAUAGGAAAAUGAUAAGGUUAAGUAAAUCUAUCACUACUGAUGCGUUCAAAUAAAAUGCACAAAUAAUUAACAUCGCGUUAGUGAACUCGAUCUUUUUACAUGAUUUAUUACAUGACUCAAAAAUUUGCGUUUACGAACCGUAUGACGCCUGAGCUAGAGAAAAAAAUAAAGUCCAAAUUCUGAAAAAAAAAUCAGUAAAACUGACAUUACAAAUGGACGAAAAGAAAAGCGCUAAGAGAAAAUUUGAUAAGGGUUCCUUUGAAAAGGUUGAUAGCGCUUCAAGAUUAUUUUCCCUUUUUUUAUAUAAAUGAACAAGGGUAGACACGAGAUCUAAUAGUUAAUAAAGCAUUUCUUUUUAAUUCAUCAGAUUUCAUUCGCUUGAACACAGAACAUGUUUGAUAAGAAAGAAAAUUUAAGUCAUUUGUCAUUUAAGUCGUAACUUCAAGUUGAAUCGCGUUUGCUUAUUAACAGCUUACUAGCAACUUAUGGACAGUAUUAAUGAUACCAGCGUGGGCUAUUAAAAAUCGAUCGACAUUGCAUAGUCCUAGUAGGAUUUAAACACUUUUGUUUCAAUCCCGGUCCUACUUUUAAUUAAAUACUUUUGAACGCAUCAAACUACACUAAAGUAUAAUGUUUAAAUUAAAAAAAAAAAUAGGAAAAUUUUGUUCUUAUUUAAAUUAAGCACAAUUGUUUAUAGUCUCUAGUCGUAAAUUGCACUGAUCGAGGACUAUAAUGGUUAUUGCAACGUGUAAUUGAAUUAAAAUUACACAAUACAUUGCCAAACGAACGGUUCUAACAAUUAUAAUAGAUAUUUCAAUAUUCGAAUUGUGAAAUUUUAUAAAAGUCAUCAAACAAUAACAAAACAAUUUCAGUAAUUCCGCAUUAACAGUGAAUUGAAGUAGGUAAUUCAAGAUUUUAGCUACUUUAAAAAAUAGUUUUAUCUAUUGUUGACAGAGUAUAAUGAAAACCAAGCCAGAUAAUUACUACAAAAACUAUCAGUUAUAAUGUAGAUGUUUUUUUCUUUGAAAACUCCGAGUCCUCGAAAUGAUUACAUAUAGAAAUAAAUUUUGUACUAUUAUAUAGUAUUUGAAAUAAAUGUAAAUAAAUAUAUUUAUAUUAAUAAAACUUUGGCACUGUGCUACGCUUAGCUCAUUAUAUUAAAAUAAAUGUAAUGCACAAAGACAUUGAAAUCAGAGCCAAAAUACACAGCAAAAACUACAUAAUGUUACUCUAGACAAAUCAACUAACGAUUGGAGUGCCAAUGGGCGUUUAUUACGUAACAGUAGUAUUUAUAAUUAGGAAGGAAGGAUUACUGGUCCUUACAGUUUCACCAGGACAGGUGGGAUUUGCUAACAGCUGCCCGAGCGCCCCGGAGAAGACCUAACAACUCAAGAGCAACUGCUUCGCGAAUCAAUCUAUAAUAACAUAUAUAUGCACUGAUAGUGAAUCCGAAGGAAUCAAAAUAAGCAACUCACAAUAAUUGUUUUAACACCUCUUAAUAGAUAUCCGACUGUUAGUAUUUCGUGCGAAAGGGACAACGCUCUACAAAGCCGAAAUUAGCCGAACGUCUCUUUCUAGAGGUCGAUUUGCAUUAUUUCUUGCAUUGUUCACUGCACUGCACUCUAUAAGCAUCCAGUGAGACAACAGACAACCUACUUCUCUACACCAAAAACAUUGUGUAUAUCCGUGUAUUUAGCUCUGAUUUCUUUAAUAAUAAAAAUAUUGUAUAGAAAUUAAAAAAAUAUAUAUAUUAUGGUAGUUGAAAUUGCCAAAAGCGUUAGUCGUGUACAAAGACACUGUCAAUUUUUUUUUCUGUUCAGUUUUAAUCACGACUGUUAAACAUAGUUUAUAGUAUAUGUAUAUUUGGAAUGUAAUUAGAUAUAAAAAUAUAUUAUAAUUGAAAUAUAGGAUAAUUCCUGAGAGCAAUACGAUUCGCUUAAUUUGUAAAUACAAUGAUGCAUAUAAAUACAUACAUAUAAUUGUUAUUAUUAUAAUUGAAUCAUGUAAAUCACAGUAUAUAAUAUUAUAUACUAUUUUAAUUAUAAUCUAGAGCAAUAAAACAUUGCAGUAUUAUAAUUAGACAAAAAUGUUUAAAGAAGCAGUUUUUUUUUUACUUCUAAAAAUUUUUCCCUUUGGUUUAAAAACACUUUUACGACUACAUCACAGUUUUCAAAACUUCUCGUCUUAAAAUCGUAAAAAUGCUUUUAAUCGUCACACGUAACUGAUUUAAAUUGUCUAAAAUAAAAGCGUAUGUUUCUAGAAUCAAUUGAGGCUGUCAGUGCAAAAGUGGCCCCUAAUCUUGUCAUAGUAUGGAGAUAAUGAAGUUCGAAUUUACUUUUACGUAGGCAAAAAAACAAUACGCGCAAAAUAAUAAUCCCAAUGCCAUCUGUUAUCUAGGGGUCAAAAUAUGGAUAGGUUUUAUUUUAAAAAUUUAUAAGGAUUUAAAUAAAUUACAAUAUAUAUAAGCACGAAUAUGAAAAAUUGUGGGUUAGGUCACUUUUGCACAGACCGCCACAAUUAUUAGAUGAUAUUGUCAAUUAUUGCCCGCUAUCGCUAAAGUAAUGCGACCGAUACAGUUUUUAAUAUAGCAAAAAAUCAUUAACAAAACACAUUAAUAUAUUUCUUGUUGUUUUUCGCGAAGCCGCAUUGUAACACAAAGACUGUUAAUGGACGUUGACCCCGCGUCUCAGCUUAUUCUAAUAGCAUUGUAUUACAUUGCUGCUUACUGCGAAACCUCAUCUAUCUCUAUCUAUCUAACGCGUUAGACAGGAUCAGCGCUAUCAUAGGUAUAUUCAUAUUCGGAAAGAUUACACUAACACGACACGAAGUUAUAAUUCGAACGAACAUUUUUAAAAAUGAUGAUGAUUUCUACAAAUACCCUCACGAUAUAAAUCUCUGAAUGUCUCUUGGAAAUCAUUGUGAAUCAGACCUACUGGCUUGACGAUAAAACAAGCCCUAUGUUAAGUUCAUAAUUGACUUAGUAAAUGAAAUUUUAGUAUUACGUGUUAAUUAACUGUCAAUUGUUGUUACUGUUACAAAAAUAAUAUCCAAAGUAAGCGGCAUUACUAUGAUUUACGUUGUUUUAGUUAAGGGGAACCGCAACUGCGGUGUAAUAUACAUUUUAAACGAUUUUUAACUUUAUUCCGAAAGGGCAUCACGGUAAAAUUUUGCUUUUAUUUUAUUUUGUACAGUUGAGUAAUUGAAGACACGAAAUCCUUAGUAUCAACGUUGCUAAAGCUACCCAUGAAAUACGACAUCAAAAUCUUUAUACCUAGUAUACCAGUAGUUCAAUCCUUAAAACAGCUCAAUCUUACAAUUGAAUCUGGAAUUAACUAAACGCAUUGAAAUUGCUAAGAGCUGUUAUUCUUGUCUCUUUCUAAUGGUCGUGUUAGAGACAGACAAAAGAGCUUUUCGGACGGUUACUCAUCUAAUGCAAGCCAAAUACCCAUACAUCUAAUGCUUUUGACUGAGAUGUAGAUAGCACCUAAUCAGCAGUCAUAUUUACCAGUUCCGCUCUGUGCUAUUGCCUCUGCGUAUCCCAAUAAAAAAAAUUUUUUCCUACCUAACCGUUGCCUAAGGCCUCAUUCGCACGGGAGUUUUUUUAACGCGCGUUAAAAAAGCGUUCAAAUAGAACAGAUGCAUUUCCUAUAUAUUAUAUUAUGUUCAUACGUCAGCGCUUUUAAAACGCGACGCUUUUUAUUGCGCAGUGUUGCAUAUUGAACGCUAAGCGUUGGGCGUUACCGAUUACGUCACACCGAGAACGUUAUAAAAACGCCAACGCCAGUUUUAACGCAACGUUUUUAGAACGCUCGUGCGAAUGAGGGCUAAGAGGCUAUUUCAUCUUCGCGCGGACCGGUAGGUGAACUCACUUGCUCGACUUAAGGCUUCGUCAAACAGAACGCGUACUUCGCGCGCGUCAGAGCUAAACUAACGCCGCGCUAUGACGCUGAGAUGUGUUGUACUACUACGGUAUCAUACCGUCAAACAGAGCGCCAGCGCUAUGAGUGCUAUGAGCGCUGACGCUCUGUUUGACGGUAUGUUACCGGACGAAGGCUUAAGAGAGUUUCUGACACUCGCCCUAGCAAGAGCAGUGCUUCGCUGAAUCUACCACCGGAUCGACAUCGCGACCCACCGAGAAGAUCCUACGAGAAACUCGGUGGGCUGUCUCUAUCUACUAGGUCCCAAGUCGAACUAAUAGUUCUAAGAAAACGGUGACCGGUGCUUGAAGACCCUAAACGCACCGUAAGCGGAUCUGAAGGAUCCGACAAGACUAUUUUUGGGCAACGGUGGUUUUAUUGUGUAAUUAGCGGUGGCCACGAUCAUAGGGUGGAACUAAAUAAUGCCUUAAAAGUCUAGCGCAAUUUUAAAUUAUAUUUACAUCUUGUAUCAUAUGGAGCUCUGAGUAGUUGAAGAAAGCACUGAAGUACAGCCCUAUUUGUUGUCGCCAAUCUUCUCCAAUCUUAGCCUUGGUAAUAACUCGUGUUCUAAAUGUCCCACCCAAAGAUGUUACCGUCAAAAUACUUUAAAAACAGAUGUAAUAAUACUAUGAUACUUCGCAGAUUACGUGACUUUCUUUUGUUGACACUAAAGUACAAAAACAAAAUCCUGUAUUUUUUUUUUAAAUAAAACAUUUAGUUUUAAUUAGGAGCUGUUGUAUCUUGAUUGUUAUCGCCGGUGUCCGUGUAUAUUUUUAAUGAAUUAAUGUUUCUGGAAAAUAUGAAAAUACAAUUAUAUCGAUAAGUUACAGAAA